Molecule: messenger RNA, 1137 nt
Organism: Panicum virgatum (switchgrass)
Lineage: Eukaryota; Viridiplantae; Streptophyta; Magnoliopsida; Poales; Poaceae
Exons: 4
Coding region: 39-752 (237 amino acids)
Source: RefSeq, a predicted model, not a curated record
GAGUAAAUACUGCAGAAGCAGCUGCUCAGGCAUUAGUUAUGCUCAGUACUGGUUCUACUUCUACUGGCUGCCAGGAAAACAUUGAGGCCAUCCUAGAAGAACUUAAUAAUGAGGAAGAGCUGCAGGAGAUAGUGAAUAUGCUCUCUGCUAAAUACGGAGAGAAAAGGAGAAGCACGGAGAUCAACUUAGAACAAUAUCAUCUGAGCACAAAAAUGUUUCAAGCAAUCAUGAAGAUAGUGUGUACUGAAGAUAGAGAUAAUAUAAGAAGCAUGGUCGCCAAACUCAUGCAGAAUUUGCGUGGCUACGCAGGGGCAAAAGAUUUUAAGAAGCAGAUGGAUAUAAUUGACAAGGCACUACCAGAGGUGUUGAAAUCAAUUAUACAUGAAGUAGUGAGGUUGGAGAGUGCAGAAUCUACAAGUGAAAAUAUGGUCAAAGCAAACGAUGAACUGAGAAUCAAAGAAGGCAAAGUACUAGAAAGCCUUAUCAGUCUCGCAGUGAAGAUUUUCAGCUCCAUGGAUGCAAGAGAUGUCAUCAAAACCCUCGAGGAUCCCAAUAUUACUGUGGGCCUAUUUGUCCAGAAGCUUAAGAAGGUGUUAGAAGUGUACAAGUCUCCAAUUACUGCAUAUCCAAGGAUACGGAAAUCUACAAUUGAAUUGAUGAUUUGGAUGAUAAGAAACAAUAGCAGUUACAUAGAGAUCCUCUUGCAAUGUGGGGGUGUACGAACAACUAGAAGUGGUGAUCAAGACUGCUAGAAAACUCGAGAAUUUUGAGCUGUUUUACUAUGAUGUUGGGAUCGGUCAUCAUGAAACACCUAUCUCUUCCCUUGCCAUGGCAUUGCGGGAUCAGCUUUCCCUCAGCCCCAAGUUCCAAGAAAGGACCCACUGCUACAGAGAACAUAAAAGCUCCAUAUCUGUCGUUCUUAUUGCUUAAGUUAUCUUGGUAUUUGACUUGAUGCAUCCGAUCUGUUUGUGGACCAUUCUUUGUUGGUGCCUGAAUAAAUGUGAACGUUCGAUAAAUACCAUGGAUACAUAGUAUCCAAAUGUCUUAGUGUGAUGUUUAUGUGUGUGUGUGUGUAUUAUUUGGGAACAUUUACAAUGUACUCUUAUAUUAUGAACAUUUGGUGCUUGUUUGCGAAUA